Messenger RNA from Coregonus clupeaformis (lake whitefish), 18106 nucleotides. RefSeq names its product histone-lysine N-methyltransferase 2C. Gene Ontology annotation, molecular function: histone H3K4 methyltransferase activity; histone binding; transcription coactivator activity. Bases 835 to 16380 code for a protein of 5181 amino acids. Gene Ontology annotation, biological process: positive regulation of transcription by RNA polymerase II. The transcript is spliced from 60 exons. NCBI's taxonomy places the organism in Eukaryota, Metazoa, Chordata, Actinopteri, Salmoniformes, Salmonidae. Gene Ontology annotation, cellular component: nucleus; MLL3/4 complex. The record is from RefSeq and is a predicted model, not a curated record.
GCAAAAUGUUGGACCUAUAUUUUUCGGAGUCCACUAGGAGGUUAUUCGGUGUCGCUUUAAACGUGGCCACUGUAAAGAGUCACCACGAUAUAACUUAUUUUAUUUCCCAUUAAAGAUAGAUCUCGUCAUUUAGCCACCGUCUGUAUUUUUGUUAUAGUGUAAAAAAAUAUGUUUUUAUGUUUUGCUAAACUCUUAGGUUAGUCUUUCCGGCUAGUCAGCAACGCCAGCUCGCUCUACUCUGUGGCGGCUGAAGAAAAAAAGAACCAGUUGGCAAGCUAAGCGAACGCUCGGAGCCAGCAGCAAACUAGCCAUUGCAUCGUUUAUUUUUGUCGUACGCACUGGCUUGCGUGUGAAGAUUUUGUCGUUUUAUCCUGAAGACUGUUUGGAGUUUGUCUGCUUUGGAUUACGGAUAUUACACAUUUUCCCUGUAAUAAACAUUGAGUGUGCUAGCUAGCUAAACAUUUUAUUUGUGCGACGACAGCUGUCAUUUGGAGAAGGGAAAGUGAUCCGUCAUGCGUGUGCAAUGAAGCUGAUCUCUACUGGAUUUACAUUUUAGCAUCCUUUCUUCAAAUGGGUGAUGUUAACGUUCAACAUUGGAUUAUUGGUUGUUGUAUGCGUUCAUGCUUUUUUGAGAACUGCGGUGGUAUUGCAUUAGUAACUAGUGUGGCCACCUAGCUUGCUACUUAUACUUAUCGUUGGACAGAAGACUGAGCUAGUUAGCUGGCGAUAUCAUUCAUUCAGCCUCACAAAUACACUAACUACAAAGUGAUAUAGCUAUAUCUCUUACAAUUUUGGACAUGAAGAAAAUAACCUACUAUUCAUAGGGUUGAAAGAAUGUCAUCAGAGGAUAAGACUGUGGAGCCCUCUGACCAGGGACCCUCGCUGCCCUCUGGUAGUGCAGGGGCCACGUCCACAGGAAGCCCUGCCCAGACAGACAAGCGCCCCAGGGGCAGACCGCGCAAGGAUGCUGCCACCACCACCACCACCAUCGCACCCCAGGCACCACCCACAACUACAUCCAAGACCAGGAAGAAGGGGCGUACCAGAGGUAGAGCGGUUGUGGAGGAGGAGGACAGCAGCAUGGACGGGACGGAGGCAGCUGCCUCAGAGAGCCCCCCUCAGGACACAGCAGAUGCACCAGCCCAGCAGCCGGUGGAGAGUGUGGAGGUGGGGGACACUGAGGGACCAGGGGAGGGGGAGGAGAAGCCCUCUUCUCCCCAUGUCCAGAGCCCUCACACUGGGGAAGCAGCUGAGCCUUCUGGUGUUGUCACCAACAGAGGAGCUAAAAGCAGUGAGCAGCUCUGUGCCUUCUGUUACUGUGGCGGCCGCAGUCUGCUGGGUCAGGGGGAUCUCCGAGUGUUCGACUCCAAGCCUGGACACGAGCGCAAUGCGACAGGAGGAGGAGGGGGAGGCCAGGCCAACGACCACAGCAAGGCCAGCAAAGGCCACGGCAGCGAUGACAGCGGUGUUGACGGAACCACUCAGCCCAGCGACGCAGCUGGAGAUGCCAGCUCAGGACAGAGGGGCACACAGAAUGGAGCUGAAAGCCAUGGGGAGUUACCAGACCCAGACAAGGCUAGCAGGUUGUGGGAUGAGCUGGCUCACGUGGGCCUCCCAGGAGAUGUGGACGUCCAGUCUCUCUUUGAGGAGUCGGGGCAGUGCUGGGCACAUCACUGUUGUGCGUUGUGGUCAAAGGGCGUGUGCGAAGGCGAGGGACAAUCACUGCUCAACGUGGACAUAGCCAUCGACUCAGGGAGCACAGAGCACUGUGCAUACUGUAAGCGCCUUGGAGCCUCCAUCAAGUGCUGUGCUGAAGGAUGUGCUCGACUGUACCAUUACCCCUGUGCGGGGGCGGCUGGGACUUUUCAGGAUAUCAGGAGUCUCUCCCUCCUCUGUUCAGAUCACAUAGAACUGGCCAUCAGCAGAUUUCCAGAUGAUUCUAUCUGUGCACUGUGUGACAGCCCCGGGGAGCUCCCUGACCAGCUCUUUUGUACCAGCUGUGGGCAGCACUACCAUGGGGCCUGCUUGGACAUGGCUGUGACCCCGCUGAGGAGGGCUGGCUGGCAGUGCCCCGAGUGCAAGGUCUGCCAGACCUGCAAGAACCCGGGUGAGGACGAUAAGAUGUUGGUGUGUGACAUGUGUGACAAAGGCUACCACACCUUCUGCCUGCAGCCCGUCAUAGACGACAUCCCUACCAACGGAUGGAGGUGUCAGAACUGCAGAGUGUGUGUCCAGUGCGGUACCAGGACGAGCGGUCAGUGGCACCACACCAGCCUGUUGUGCGAGAACUGUGUCCAACAUCAGGACCCCGCCCUUACCUGUCCACUAUGUGCCUGUAUCCUGGACCCUGAGCACCAAAAAGACCUGCUCUCCUGCCACAGCUGUAAAAGAUGGCUCCACCUGGAGUGUGAGCGGCAGUCGUCAGGCCAAGCAGACAUCCAGCCCAGCCAGGACUUUGUGUGUUCAAGCUGUAGGCCUACUGGGUCACUACCGCAACAGGCCCCACCGCAACAGGCCCCACCGCAACAGGCCCCACCGCAACAGGCCCCACCGCAACAGGCCCCACCGCAGGCAGAGGAGGAGGUGGAGGAGAUGGACACAGGAGGCCUAGAGCUGAGCCCACAGGCUGCUAUUCAGAUGCACACAGAAUCAGAACCGGUGGUUCCAACGCACACGGAUCUAGAACCUGGCGCUAAGCAACUGAGGUCUCCUUCUCCAAUGCACAAUUUACAACCCGUUCCAAUGCACACAAAUGCAGAACCAGAGCCUGUCCAAGCCACCGAUACUGUCUGUGAAAACGCCCAUGAGGAUAGGCAGCCACAGCAGGCUACAUCAGACCAGCAGCCUGGUGUGUCGGUGGGAGCUGCUGCUGUUAAGGGGGUGGAGCAAGGGACUGAUGAGGUGUCUGUCAACAAGGACCUGAGCCAAUUACAUCCAGAAAAGCAACCAGCAGCAGAGACCCUGAUUACUUCAACAGAGAGUCCUGAGUCUCCCAGGUUGAACAAGCAGGAUCCUGAGCAGUCCAUACAUCUGCCAAAUCAGACUCUAGCAGAGCCAGAGCAGCCACAGGAUAUAACAACAGGAAUGACCAAGCCAGCAAAGAUGGAACCCUCCUCUGAAAAGAGGGUGGUCAAACCCAGACCCAGCACAGAGGACAUCAAGGCCAUGAUACCACACACCACCACCACCACCAAAGAACCCAGUACUGCAUCCGUAACCAUCAAGGAAGAACCCAUGGAGGCCUCAGCCUCUGAGCCUUCAGGAGUGGAACAGGUUGAAGGUCCUUCAGGUCUGGAGACUGCAGCGAAGGAGGCUUGGAGGGAGAAACAAAUGUCUGGGAUACUGGCUGGUGGGGUUUUGGCAGUGGCCUGUGCCUUGGAAGAGAUGGACACCACCCCUGAGACUGAGAGCAAGCCUAACCUCUCCUACCUCAGCCCCCCCAUCAAUGACAAGCCCUACAAGACAUCUAUGGAAAGACUGGCAGAGAUGGCUGCCUCCCCUACCCACUCCUCCCCUAGGAACAGGGGUCCCUCUCCCAGGCAGCCUCCCCAGCACCACCACCCCUCCCACCCUACCCUAGGGGAAAACGGCAGUAGCUUCUCCUCCACCACCGUCAUACCACUCACCCCUAAGAUUGGCAUGGGCAAGCCAGCCAUCUCCAAGAGGAAGUUCUCCCCAGGCAGACCCAGGGUGAAGCAGGGCGCAUGGCAUGGGAGCCCACAUAGCAGUGUGAGCUCUCCCUCCUGGUCCCCAGACCAGCCAGAGGGGUGGGACGUCCCAAAGACAAGGCAGCUCUCCUCCGGCUGCGGUAGCCCCGGAUGGAGCAUCCGAGUGGGUCGAGGGUCAGGCUUCCCUGGGAGGAGGCGACCCAGAGGGGCAGGGCUGUCAGGCAGAGGUGGGCGGGGCCGAGCCAGGGGGAAGAACGGAGCCAGUCCCACUGUCAACCCUGGGGUGACCUCCAUGGAGUCACCAUACCAGGUGAAGGAGGAAGAGGAGAAUGCCAUGCAUAACACUGUGGUCAUAUUCUCCAGCAAUGACAGUUUCACAUUGAAACAGGACAUGUGUGUAGUGUGUGGGAGUUUUGGGCUGGGUGCAGAGGGUCGUCUCCUGGCCUGUGCCCAGUGUGGGCAGUGCUACCACCCCUUCUGUGUUGGCAUCAAGAUUACCAAGGUGGUGUUGAAUAAAGGCUGGCGCUGUCUGGAGUGUACGGUGUGUGAGGCGUGCGGUCAGGCCACCGACCCGGGCCGUCUGCUGCUGUGUGACGACUGUGACAUCAGCUACCACACCUACUGCCUGGACCCUCCGCUGCAGAACGUACCCAAGGACAGUUGGAAGUGCAAAUGGUGUGUGUCCUGUACCCAGUGUGGUGCCACCUCGCCAGGCCGGAGGUGUGAGUGGCAGAAUAAUUACACCCAGUGCGCCCCCUGUGCCAGCCUGGCGACGUGCCCCUUCUGUCUCCAGGACUACAGCGAGGGCGAGAUUGUGGUGCAGUGCCGCCAAUGCGACAGAUGGAUCCAUGGUUCCUGCCAGGGUCUCCAUUCAGAGGAGGAUGUGGAGAAAGCAGCAGACAGCAGCUUUGACUGCACCAUGUGCCGAGUCCACAAGACCUCCAAGGCACUAGUGUCCAAGGCCAGUGAGCCGGCAGUUAUGACGCAGUUUGUCACAAAGGCUAAAGAAAUGGACUUGGUGAGGACGUACACUCAGGACGGCGUGUGUCUGACGGAGUCGGGCCUGUGUCAGCUCCAGAGCCUGUCGGCCCCUGCGUCGCGGCGUAGGAAACCCAAGCCCAAGCUGAAGCUGAAGAUCAUCAACCAGAACAGUGUAGCAGUGCUGCAGGCCCCCCUGGACCUGCUGUCAGAACACUCCCGGGACGAGGACAUGGAGGACCACAGAGAGACUGACCUCUCUCUGGACUGCGAGGGGAAGUCUGACUCGAGCCCGGAGCGAGAGCCAGCAGAAGACAAGUCCAAGGGGGCCGACGACAGCAAGAAGAGGAAGAGGAAGCCGUACCGGCCGGGCAUCGGUGGCUUCAUGGUGCGCCAGCGGAGCCGUCCAGGUCAGGGCCUAGGCAAGGGCCUGAGCCUAGGCAAGGCCAAACGAUCCCUGAGCAGGAAGGAUUCCUCCGGCUCUGUUUCUGAACCCCCCACAGGAAAGGAGGAGGGCUGGGGAGAGGUGCUGCCUGACACCCCUUUGGAUGAGACUCCCCCUGGGCUGGAGGUACCAGAGAAGAUCAAGAAACGCUACAGGAAGAAGAAAACCAAGCUAGAGGAGGCCUUUCCCACCUACCUGCAGGAGGCGUUCUUCGGUAAGGACCUGCUGGAUAAGAGCAAGCAGAGCAGGCAGCAGGCGGUGGAGUCUGGCGUAAUGGAGGAGGGCCAAGCAAGGGCCGGUGCCGGGCCCCAGAGGGACAGGAAGCACCCCACCACCAGCUUCCUGGACCCCUCCUCAGACCCCCUGCUCAGUGCAGCCUCGGCCACGUCCAGACCUGCCGGACCACCAGGACCCCAGCCCUCUGAAGAACCUCUAGUGGAUCUGUCUGAGGUUCUCAACACGGAUUCAGACCUCCUGGGAAUACAGACGGGUGACUCUGGUCUUGAUUUUUGCCAUUUCCAGGUUGACACCUCACCACCUCCUUUUGCUGGUCUGGACAUUGGGCCCCUGACAGACAGCUCCCCAGCACACCCCCAGUCUCAUUCUGGUCGGAGGACGCCCCGUAUGCUCCCAGAUGAACAUCUGGAUGAGAUCCUCAGCCCAGAGCUGGAGAUGGCUGAUGAAUCGAUUCUCAGCAAACUCUACAAAAUACCAGAGCUAGAGGGGAAGGACGUGGAGGACCUGUUCACUGCCGUCCUGAGCCCCAGCACCAGCCAUCCACCACAGAUGCCUCACCCCCACGGCCCACCUGGAGCCAGCCUGACACACCCUCACGCAGGGAAUGCCAUGUUUCCACGGAUGCCAAUGAUAAACGGACUGAUGGGACCUAACCAACGAUUCCCUCUGAAUCCGUCCCAUCCCGGAGCAGAACCAUGUAUCCCAGACAACUUCUCCCCCCUCCACCGCAUGCCUUUCACUGACAAUCCAAGGGACAGGAAGUUUAAUCAGAUGGCCAGAGAGGCAGUGGGUCCGUGGCAGGGGGGUCCUGGUCCUGUCCACAGUGGCCCAGGCCCCACCCCUCCUCCUGGGGCUGAGGGGGGCGAGGCGGAGGCCAUGUCCAACGCCCAGAGGAGCACACUGAAGUGGGAGAAGGAGGAGACUCUGGGGGAGCUAGCCACUGUGGCCCCUGUCCUCUACACCAAUGUCAACUUCCCCAGCCUCAAGGAUGAGUUCCCAGACUGGUCUACAAGAGUCAAACAGAUUGCAAAGCUGUGGAGGAAAGCAAGUUCGCAAGACAGGGCCCCAUAUGUGCAAAAGGCGAGGGACAACCGGGCUGCUCUGCGCAUCAACAAGGUCCAGAUGUCCAACGAGAGUCUGAAGAGGCAGCAGUCACAGCAGCUGCCGCCUACCCAGCAGCCCCCCGCCUCGCUGCAGCCCCCCGACGAGGUGUUUGACCCCAACAUACCACUAGACACAGACUUGCUCUUUAAGGACCCUUUGAAACCCAAAGAGUCAGAGCAUGAGCAAGAGUGGAAGUUUAGACAGCAAAUGAGACAGAAAAGCAGGCAGCAAGCCAAGAUCGAAGCCACCCAGAAGCUGGAGCAGGUGAAGAACGAGCAGCUGCAGCAGCAGCAACAGCAGUCAGGCAGCCAGUCAGAGGGAGACGGUAACAACAGCGGCAACCAGAGCCCUUCCUCCCAGCACGGCAGCAACGGCAGCAUGUCCCCUAUGCAGCACAGCACCGGGGGGAAAGAGGGGUUCAUCCGACGUCAACUCUCAGGGACGCCCACCUCGGGGCCCCCUGAAGACGUGUUCCUGCGGCCUCCUCCUCCCCCUCCCUCAGGGGGGUCCUCUCAGCCCCAGUCGCCCCAGGUGUUCUCCCCUGGCUCAUCCGGCUCCAGACCCUCCUCUCCCUGGGACCCCUACGCCAAGAUGGUGGGGACCCCCAGGCCUCCAACUCUGGGGCCCAGCGCAUGUCGCAGGAUGUCCAUGGAGUCUGGCAAGUCUCCCACCUCUCUGAUGGAGCAACAGGACAGAGGGAGGCUCACGUCUCCGGCUCACGAGGCUUUCGGCUCCCCCACGUCUAUGAGUAGGGAGAUGGAUCCCUAUGCCAAGCCCCCUGACACCCCCAGGCCUGUUGCUGGGGACAUUGACCCCUUCCUGAAGCCUAUGUGCCCACCCAGAGUCAACCAGGGUCCCCAGGGAAGACCCCUGAUGGGCUCUCCAGUGCGGGGAGACCCUUACUCUAGACCCAUGAUCCGCCAAGAGGCCUACCAACGGAUGGCUCAGAACAGGAUGAUCCUGUCAGACCCUUACUCCAGACCUCUGUUAGCUCCCAUCCCGGGGAGCAACGAGCAGGGCUCAGUCCCUCAGUCUUUGUUCAAGACCCCCAUGCCUCCACCCCAGGCCCAGGACCCCUUCAACAGACCAAUGCCUCAUCCCUCAGACCGGUUCUCUCAGCAGGGAGACCCCUACGCUCAGGCCCCUCUGACCCCACGACCUCAUGAUAGCUUCACCAGUCCACCGAGGAUGGCCCAGCACCAUACCCAGGGCCACCCCUUACCCCAGCCCGGCCCAUUGGCACCGUUACCCAACCGAAACCCUUAUGCCCAUGCUCCCUCUACUCCAAGGCCUGACCACUUCACAUAUGACCCCUUUGCCCAACCCCCAGGACCCUCAUCAGACCCCUAUGCUCAGAUGCCAGGUACCCCUAGACCUAUGAAUGACCUUAUCAACCAACUUCCUAGAAACAAACCAUUCUUUGAGUCCGGCUACGCUCGACCUCCAGGCACUCCUCGUCCAAACGACAACUACAGCCAGUCCUCUGACCCUUAUUCCCAGCAGCACAACACUCCUCGCCCUGGUAUGAACCAGUUCCACCACCCUCACCCACACCCCCAGCCCCCCGGUCAGAGGAUGUCCCCCGGGCACUCCAUGGACCCCUACACACAGCAACCUGGUACCCCUCGGCCCCACAGGUUCUCAAAGUCCCCAGGCAGCCAAAGACUAGCCCCCAUGGAUCCCUACGCUAGUCAACCUGGAACACCCAGGCCUUUGAGCGAUGACAUGUUCUCCCAGACCCCCAGGCCCAUGCUGAAUGACCCGUAUGCCCAGGCUCCAAGCACCCCGCAUCCAGGGAUGGGGUCUGACAGGCUGGGCAGGCUGCAGGGGCAGAGGCCUGGUCCCAUGGGGAACCAGGAUCCCUUCUCCCCGCCUCAAAGCGUUAGGCUCCAAGAUGCUCCAUUUCCACACCCUGGGUCACAUACACCAAAGCAUAACAGUGGGAUGGUCGAUGAUGGAUUCUCUCCGUCGCCAUCCAGACGGCCCAACCAGACGCCUAUCCAUGAUCCUUACGAGCAGGCGCCCAUGACCCCACGUCCACAGCCAGCAGAGAGACCAGAGAUGAAGGAGCAGCAAGGCCAGGACCCUGGAGGACAUCUGCAAAACCCCUCCCAGAUGCCUGGAACCCCCUCUGAGGUUCAGAGUGUUUCUCUGGCCGACAGUGAGGAGAGACUCAAACAGCGUCAACGCAUCCGAGAGCUGAUCCUGAAGCAGCAGCAGCAGAGGAGUGCCAUCCGCCAGGAGAACGCUGGUAUCAUGGCCCCUGGCCCUGGGACACCUCGACCCUGGCCGCAUGAGGGCCACGGACAACAGGGCGAGAUGUUCAGCCGGCCCCCUCCACCCUACCCUGGGCCGGCCCCCAUGAGCGGACCAAUGAGGUUCCCUGGACCUGGACCCUUCCCAGGGGACCAGCUAGGCCCUUUCCCUAAUGAGGGCCAGUUCCCCAGAGGACAGUACCUGGGUGAUCCUAAUAUCAGACAUCAGGGGCCAAGGUUUGGAUUUCCACCUGGUGGGCCGGGACCUCAUGGAGGCCAGGAGUUCUUCCCCAGAGGCCCUCACCCCAUGCAGGACGUCCACCAGGGGAUGAGACGCUCCAUGACUGUAGACAUGCCCAAGUCCAUGGGGGGCAACCCUAACAACCCUAUGGGGCUACCCCAGCAUUUCCCUCCUAGCGGUGUGCCAAUGCAACAGCACAACAUCAUGGGCCAGCCUUUCAUUGAGCUGAGACACAGAGCCCCUGACAGCAGGCUUCGUCUCCCUUUCGGGUCCUCUGCUAUGCAAGGGAACAACAUGGAUCCCGACCUCCUGCCCCAGAGGCCUCCUAGUUUCAUGGGAGGGCCUGAAUUCCGGUUCCCUCCAAACCAAGGCCCCAGGAUGAUGAUGGAUUCAAUUGGGGACCAGCAGAUAAGCCAAGGCCAGCUGUCAUCCAGCAUGGAGAACCUCCACCAGCAUCAGCAGGCCCAGAUGCAAGGGGGAGCCAUGCCCAGGCAAGUCCAGCUGAUGAGGUCCAUGAGCCAGCCUGCUUCGAACGAGACCCAGGGUAUAUCAGCUCCUUCCAUGAUGAUGCCUCGGCCUUCUGCUGGGAAGAGUGAUGGUCAGGGAGGAGUCUCCAUGGCUAACAACAACGACGGAGUGGAGGACAAACUGGACACGGUCGAAUCGGCCGUCAAAGACCUGGAAGACGUUGAGGUGAAAGACCUAGUCGAUGCCGAUCUGGACAACCUAAACCUGGAUCCGGAAGAAGACGGCAAAGACCUGGACCUAGAGACCAAUGACCUGCACCUGGAUGACUUCCUGACGUCGGGGAAGUUCGACAUCAUCGCGUACACGGACCCCGACCUGGACGACGUCAAGAAGGACAUGUUCAACGAGGAGCUGGACCUUAGUGACCCCAUGGAAGACCACAGCGACACCUCUGACUUCCAGAAGGCCUUGUCUGAGAAGAGGAGCUCUAGCUGUGGUGGUGCUGCAUCUUCCUUCUCCAAUUUGACAUCUGGAAUGGGGAAGUCAGAGGGAACGGCCGAGAAGUCUUCCUCGUCAGCUGAUGUGAAACAGGAAGUGAGCUGCAGCCAGAGCGCUGCCUCCUCCCUGCCUUUGGAGCAGAAGAUCAAAAUGGAGGACAAAGACAAUCUGUCUCAGACGUCCAAUGAGAGGACAGAGCAACAAGUAGACGGAAACACUAACAACCAAUCAGGAGUGCUCUCUGACUCCACGCCAGUGCUCUCUAGCUUACUAAUCAAGCAGCAACCAGAGGCCUCCACCUGUGACAAUCAAGGCAGUGGUAACUCUAUGACACAGCCAAACCAAGACACUCAGAAUAACUCUGGACUUAGUAUGGGAUCUCAAACCAUGGAUCUCACUAACAGGGGAGAAGAAGAAGAAGCAUCCAUGUCUACCUUUGAGAUGGACCAGAGUGGGUUGACCCCGGCUCAGCAGGCCCUGUUGGCCCAGACAUUGGGCCAGGCGGGGCCAGGGGGGUACAGACCCCUGCUGCUGGAGGAGCAGCCCCUCCUCCUACAGGACCUGCUGGACCAGGAGAGGCAGGAGCAGCAGCAGCAGAGGCAGAUGCAGGCCAUGAUCAGACAACGCUCCUCUAGUGACUCCUUUUUUCCCAACAUCGAUUUUGACGCCAUCACUGACCCUAUUAUGAAAGCAAAGAUGGUUGCUCUGAAAGGCAUCAACAAAGUCAUGGUUCAAAACAACAUGGGAAUGACACCGGUUGUCAUGAACAGGUUCCAACCUGGUCCUGCGGCACCAUGUCCUGAAAGCACCCCUGUUCCUCCACAGACCGUUGGACAGGAUGGCAAGCUGACAUCCUCGGUGACAAGGCCCAAUCCUCCCAAUUUUGGACCAGGUUUUGACAACAAUGCUCAGAAGGCUCAGUAUGAGGAGUGGCUUCAGGAGACCCAGCAGCUGCUCCAGAUGCAGCAGAAGUUUCUGGAGGAAAAGAUCGGAGCCCACAGGAAGUCCAAGAAGGCCCUGUGUGCCAAGCAGAGGACGACCAAGAAGGCUGGGAGGGAGUUCCCAGAGGAGGACGCGGAGCAGCUCAAACACGUGACAGAGGAGCAGGGUAUGGUGCAGAAACAGCUGGAGCAGAUCCGGAAGCAGCAGAAAGAGCACGCUGACCUGAUCGAGGAGUAUCGAGUGAAGCAGCAGCAGCAGGGUGGCAGUAGCAUGCCAGCAGCAGUGCCAGGGAUGCCACCAAUACAAGGCGGCCCUGCCGGCAUGGUACCAAGCGGGCCUCCAAUGAACCACCCACCUAUGAACCCCAUGGUGCAGCAGGUGCCAAUCCAUACAGGCCAGCCAAACGCCCCUCCACAACAAAUGCCCAUGCCCAACGCACCAGCAGGCUGGCAUCCUGGCACUCCCAUGCCCAUGGGAGGACCCAAUAUGCCCCUUCAGGUUCCCUUGGGGAACCCAGCUCAGCAGCCUCAGCUGCCCAUGGGCAACCUACCUCAACAGCCCCCACAGAUGCCCCAUCAGAUGCCUCCCCAAAUGCCCCAUCAGAUGCCUCCCCAAAUGCCCCAGCAAGUGCCCAUGGAAAACCAGCCUCAACCCGGCGGGGUCAAACCCCCACAGGGCUCCGGUUUGAAGUUUGACGACAACAACCCGUUCAGUGAGGGCUUCCAGGAGAGAGAGCGACGGGAGAGGCUGAGAGAGCAGCAGGAGAGGCAGAGGGUCCAGCUAAUGCAGGAAGUAGAACGCCAGCGAGCCCUAAAACAACGCAUGGAGAUGGAACAGCAAGGCAUGCUGGGGCCCGACGGGGGGAACAUGGUGCCCUUCUCUCAGAUGCCAUUCUUCAAUGCUGAGCUGCCCCAGGACUUCAUGCAGCCACAGAGGCCACAACUACCACUACUGCAGCAGCAGUUAGGACCGAUGUUCCCCCUGCAGCAGUCCAUGCAGCCAGGGAUGGGCUCUCCUCCUGGGGUCUUCAUGCAAGGCGGAGACCGGAGGGCCGUAAUUGGUAACGGGAUGAUUCUUCAGGACAUGGGACCUGGCUUUGGACCUGAUAACAUGGUACUACAGGGUAACUUUGCCCAGGGUCCACCCAGACCCCGGAGGUUCAGCGGCCCAGGCAUGAUGCCACAGAUUCCCGGGGAAGGCCCUCCAUUUGGGGGCGGCAACUCCACCACGCCCCUGCCUUCCAACUUCCCCGGCUCGGGUCACUCUCUGAUCCAGCUCUACUCCAACAUCAUCCCUGAUGAGAAUGGCAAGAAGAAGAGGAACAGGAAGAAGAAGACCGACAACGACGACGCAGAUUCCGUGAAAACGCCGUCCACGCCGCGCUCUGACCUGACUGCCCCUCUGACGCCCUGCCGGUCAGACACAUCCUCCACACCCACCAGGAACAACGCCCACCUCUUCGGGGACCAGGACCUCUCCAGGUCCCCCUUACUGGGCUCCUCCACUUCUACCCCCAGCCAUAGCCACUCAGAGCUGGAGAGGCAGCUCUCUGGAGGUCUGGGUGGUGGUGGGCAGCCUGUAGGGAUGGGCAGCCUCCCAUCAGACAUCGCCCUAGCCAGGGCCCAAGCUCUGGAGCAGGAACGCAUCCUCAGCAACAUCAAGCUGGAGCAGACUGAGAGCACCGAGUGCCACGGACCCAGAGAUGGCGCCUACUCCCACAUGGGCUCAGGGAAGGGCACAGUGAAGGAGGAGGGUGGAGCUGCAGCACAGAUCCCCUCCCACAGCGGGGGAGCGAAAGGGGAAUCUGGGGGUAACAACGAGCUCCUCAAACACCUGUUGAAGAACAAGCAGACGCCUCUUAAUGGACCAGGGCUUCCCCACCAACGGUCAGACAAGAGCCUGAGGUCUGAGGAAGAGGAGGCGGAUGCAGACUGCAAGGCCUUGCUGCUAAGGCAGAGCUCCAUGGACAGCAACGGGGCGUAUUCAGACGGACAGCUCUGUGGCCUCCCAGAGUUCCCAGGACCGCUGCUCACAGGACAGGAGAAGAAGAAAGGCAGGAACAAGAGGAACCCCAAAGGAGGGGAGAGGCCUACCUCUCGCUACAAGAAGAGGAAGAAAGAAGGGGAGGAGAAGCAACUGGUGCACUCCAGCACUGAUACACUAAUGACCCAGCUCAAACAGCAGCUGUCCCUUCUGCCCCUCAUGGAGCCCCUGAUAGGGGUGAACUUUGCCCACUUUGCCCCCUACGGCAGCGGCCAGCUCAACGGUGAGAACCUCCUGUCUGGGACAUUCGGCAGCGCCUCUCUGGAAGGUGUCUCCGACUACUACUCCCAGCUCGCCUACAAGCAGAACAAUCUGAGCAACCCUCCCACCCCGCCGGCUUCACUCCCUCCGACUCCUCCACCUGUAAACCGUCAGAAGAUGAUCAACGGCUUUGCCACGACAGAGGAGCUGGCCAGCAAAGAUGCUGCCAUGGUAUCCAAAGGUCUGGUCCCCAAGCCGCUCCAUGUCCCAUUCAGGACCGAGGAGGACCUGCUGGCCCGAGCCAUCGCUCAGGGACCUAAAACUGUGGACGUGCCAGCCUCCCUCCCCACGCCCCCUCACAACAACCAGGAGGAACUCAGUAACAGGCUGGGACAGGAGCAUUGUAAGGACCGGGACACACCAGAUAGUUUUGUCCCCUCCUCGUCCCCAGAAAGUGUGGUUGGCAUGGAGAUCAGCCGCUACCCAGACCUGUCAUUGGUGAAGGAGGAGCCCCUCUCCCCCAUCCUCCCCAUGCUCCCCACACCCUGGGGGAAAGGAUCAGAGGUUAGGCUGAAGACUGAGCUCAAGACGGAGCCCUCUGGGAUGUUCUUCGGCUCCCAUUUUGGCCCGCUGUCUAACGACACUAAGCCAGGCCUGCUGUCUGUAGCCAUCACCCUGAGACCAGCGGCUGCUGAGAACAUCACAGGUGUGGUAGCAGCCAUCUCAGAACUUCUGUGUGUGAAGAUCCCCAGCAGCUAUGAGGUCAGCAGCACCCCGGGCCCAGACAGGGGGCCCCUGGCCAUGCUCAGCGGCCUGAGGGUGGGUCCCCAGGGAGGCCUGGAGCACCGGCCUGGGGCCCCCAUGAUGUACCCGGGCCGUGGUGGUGCUGUGGACAUCGGGGGCCCUCACCCUCAUGGAGACCCAGGCCAGCUCAUCAGGCCCGGGGGAGGAGGACCACAACAGAGGAUGAUGAUGCAACAGCAGCUGGGACAUCCACAGCAGCACAUCCGCUUCCAUCCUGACGGACCAGGUUCAGCUGCAGUCAGAGGCACCCAUCAGAAGACCGCCGGCAGCCCAGGCGCCAAGCCCCAGUGGUGCUGCCACUGUAAGGUGGUGGUGCUGGGAAAUGGAGUCCGCAAGUCCAUCAAAGACCUUCCAGUACACAAACAGGAACAAGAAGGAUCGUUGCGUUCCGAGAGGAACUUGGUCUUCUGCAGCCACAGCUGCUUCCUCCUCUACUCUGCUUCCUCCUCCUCCUCUUCCUCCUCCUCGCAGGCCAGAACCACUACAGACUCUAAGGACACGGUGGCCCUCCUGUCUCCAGACUCGGACCAGAAAGAGAGCCUGUCUAAAACACAACACCAGUACAGCAACAACAUAUCCUCUCUGGAUGUCCACUGUCUGGCCCAGCUCCAGCUCAAGCAGUCCCCUCCCUCCACCCCACCCAUCCCCUUCCCCCCAGCCAGUGACACCCCUAAGACCCCUAAGACAGAGGCCAAGUCAGACACCAUCAAAGUGACGGUAAAGCUGAAGGCGCGGGGCCCCAGGGCUCACCAGGAGGGCUGGCACCAGGGGAAGAGACACAAGGGUCUCCGCUGGAGGAAGUGGACGGUGCAGGUGGUGGUGCCUAGAGGAAGCUCCCAGCUCCCUGACGAGGACCAGAUAGACGAGCUGCUGAGGAAGCUGGGAGCGUCUCUCCGCCCCGGGGCCAGCCUCAGGGACCAGCGCCGCUGCUGCUUCUGUCACCAGCUGGGGGACGGGGUCACCGACGGCCCUGCCCGCCUCCUCAGCCUGGACCUGGACGUGUGGGUGCACCUCAACUGUGCCCUGUGGUCCACCGAGGUGUAUGAGACGCAGUCAGGCGCUCUGAUCAAUGUGGAGCUGGCGCUGAGGCGGGGUUCGGCGGUCCGCUGUGCCUUCUGCCAGCAGAUGGGCGCCACCAGCGGCUGCCACCGCCUGCGCUGCACCAACGUCUACCACUUCACCUGCGCCCUGCAGGCACACUGCACCUUCUUCAAGGACAAGACCAUGCUUUGCCAUGCCCACCGCCCCAGAGGCUCAGGCUCCGCCCACAGUAGCUCUGGCCACGUCCUGGAGCACGAGCUGCGCUGCUUCGCUGUGUUCCGCCGCGUCUACAUACAGAGGGACGAGGUGAGGCAGAUGGCCAGCGCCGUGCAGCAGCCCGAGCUGGGCUACACCUUCAGAGUGGGCAGCCUGGUGCUCCAUACCGUUGGUCAGCUCACCCCGUCCCAGAUGGCCGCCUUCCACUCUGCCACAGCCAUCUUCCCCGUGGGCUACGAGGCCUGCCGCAUCUACUGGAGCAUGCGCCACGGCAACCGCCGCUGCCGCUACCUGUGCUCCGUGGAGGAGAGGGAGGAGCAGCCGGAGUUCAGCAUCCGCGUCAUCGAGCAGGGACACAAGGACCUGAUCCUCACUGACUCCACUGCCAAAGGAGUGUGGGAUAAGGUCCUGGGACCGGUGGCUGACAGGAGGACUGAAAUAGGAACUCUGAAACUCUUCCCUGUCUAUCUGAAAGGAGAGGACCUGUUUGGGCUCACUGUAUCUGCAGUCACCAAGAUCACUGAAUCGCUCCCAGGGGUAGAGGCCUGUGACAGGUACACCUUCCGUUACGGCCGUAACCCUCUGAUGGAGCUGCCCCUGAUCUUUAACCCCUCCGGCAGUGCCCGCGCCAUGCCUAAAACCAGCUCCCCAUCCACCGCCGUUGUCAUAAGGCGCCAGCCAGUAUCCAGCACCACCAAUACCUCCUCCAGGUGUCAGAACACAGCCCAGGGGGAGGGAGGUGUACCCCACACCAAGCCACCCACGGUGCACCACAGGUCCUCUCAGUACCGCUGGAUGAAGAGUGAGUGGAGGGCCAACGUCUACCUCGCUGCCUCCAAGAUCCAGGGCCUGGGUCUGUAUGCAUCCAGGGACAUAGAGAAACACACCAUGGUGAUCGAGUACAACGGAACCGUCCUCCGCAACGAGGUGGCCAUCAGGAAGCAAAGGACUUACAAGUCUCAGAAUCGUGGAGUGUUCAUGUUCCGCAUCGACAGUGAACAUGUCGUUGAUUCCAGUCAGACAGGGGGUCUAGCAAGGUACAUCAACCACUCUUGUACCCCGAACUGUGUCGCAGAGGUGGUAACCUUCGAAAGAGGUUAUAAAAUUAUCAUCACCUCCAACCGCAGAAUCGAGAAAGGAGAGGAGCUUUGUUUUGACUACCAGUAUGACUGUGUGGACGGCCAACACAAGAUCGCCUGUCACUGUGGAACAGCAGACUGCAGGAAAUGGAUCAACUGAGAAAAACCUAAAAUGACAACAACAAACACAAAUGCAUUCCUUGCCAUAUUAUGCAGAUGCCCUGAUCUCUGUGUAGAAAGAGAGAGGUGCUUCAGACUUUUUUAGAACGAGCCGAAGGCCUGAGUAAACCCUAAGAGCGACGCGUGAAUGGAGUCCCAUGUUUGGAAGCAUAGACUGAAGAUGGACAGGAAGAAGCAACAGCAGAUGGACGUGAUUCGUGCCAUAUUAUGCGAGAGGCUGGGUUUUAUUGGAAGGCCUCUGUCAAUUAGUGUGGCGUCUGUGUAUUAGUGAGAUGAUAUACAGUAGGGCGCAGAUGAGAAUCCACCAGCGAAUGAGGAGAGAGCACUGUGCAGGGCGCGGACCCUAUUGGUUGUUAAGGGCAGGCCCUUUUGUUUAAAACUUUAAAUGUAAAACCAUUUGACUAAAUGUAGACAUCACUGAAUGGGGAAUGUACAGCAAUGACUACCGUGAAGGGAAUAUUAACUUGCACUAAAAAAAAAAGACACGUACACACAAACUUUAAGAUACUUGAUUCCAUGAGUCAGUUUUAUCAUAGGUUUCUGUCAUGUGAUUUGAGUGAAAUUCGAGAGGACGUUUUGUAUUUAUUAUUGAAUUAAUUAAUUUUAUUCUCAAAAUGAUGACAGUAAAAGAAGGCUAAACUGAUAUUGUUUUCUGAAGAUUGAAGAAAUUCUGUUACUUUUGUACAAAUGUAUAUAAAGAAAAAUAUAGGAAUAACCGACCAAAUACUACCUUAACCUUCUUGAUGUUUGGGUGUUUUUUAAUUAUAUUAUUAUUUUAUUUUUUGUCAUUGCAGUUUAUUUAAGAAGGAUGUCAUGAUAUCAGUUUCAGAGUAUAUAUUAUGAUUAUUCUGUACAGAAUUUGUAAAAUAACCACAAUAAUUCACAAAGUAUUUUUGUUGUAUUAAAAGUAUGGUAUUGUAGCUUAGUGUUUUUGUGAUUUACACGUACUUUGACCACUCAAAAAUAAAUAUUUUUGGUGACUGAGUGUGGAAAUGAGCUAUUGGUUAAAGAAUUAAAAAAUGGUAAAGACAUCCUGACAUCUUUGCUGUUAAUCAGGUUUGAUUUUAUAGAGCUGUGAAAAAGGUUUUAAACCACCCAAACACAAUUUUAACUUCUUUUUAACCCAAAUAUGUGUAGGAAUAUAACCUUGUUUUUUCUGUUUUGUUUUUUACAUAGAAAUUGUGUACAGACGUCGUAUGACAUUGCUUACUGCUUCAGGCUUUUGAAAUUAAAGUGUACUGAAAAAAUUAAAUCAUGUUUCUUGCGGAGGAAAAGGUCGGGACAUUUGGUGGUGCUACAUUUUGAAAAGAGAUGACAUUCUACUUAAUCAGAAAUGUAUGUGAUAUUGACACAUCCCAAGCCACAUACAGUAGUUAGAAAAUGUUUUGCGAGCACAAUUUCAAGUCGACUGUAAAAUAUUGGAGACCGUCUUAGAACUUGUAAUGUAAAUGGCAUGUAUUUUUUUAACUUUCCGAAGACUCAAUUGUAUAUAUUUUCUCAAUGAAUGGUUGUAACAAAAUUGUUUCUUGGAUAUUUUUCUUCUCUUGUAUAAAAUGACAUCCUCCUACCAGUGUGUUUGUGGUAACUUUUUCUUGGUCCUGUAGUCUCAAUGUGUUUUUUUUAAUGCCUUUUGAAGUGUACAGAGAAAUAUGAGGUUUGGAAUUGAAUUUAGAAACAUUUACAAAAUAAACUAUUUUACAUCUUAA